GAAUAAAUAGUCAACCAACUUCAGCCACGGUCCAAUGUUAUGAUUCCAUUCCCAAUGAACAGAAACAAUCCUCGAUUACUUCAUGGCGAGUGGAUCGCUAAUUCGCAAGAAAAAGAACUAUAAACAGCGAACGAUUCUCUACCCAUCCCCUCCAAUGGCCUCCCGCCCUAACCCUUGUUCAUACUUCCAUAAAUCCUCUCUCCUUCUUUCCCUUUUCUUGCUUCUCUCCGUUAUUGUUCUAUUGGGCAUUUCGUCCAACAUUCGGACCAAAUUCAUCCAUGAUGAUUCCUUUCCCAAAAUCUACACGAUCCAGGUGGUCAACGAGUUUCCUCACGAUCCUGAUGCCUUCACUCAGGGGCUUCUUUAUGCAGGAAAUGGCACUAUAUUUGAGUCAACUGGCCUUAAUGGAAAGUCAUCAGUUCGGAAAGUAGCUCUUCAGACUGGGAAGGUUGAGGCUAUUCAUAAUAUGGAUUAUUCUUACUUUGGGGAGGGUUUAACUCUUCUUGGUGAAAGGCUGUUCCAAGUAACGUGGUUGAAGAAUACUGGUUUCAUAUAUGACCGAAAUAAUUUGAGCAAAUUUGAAAAAUUUACGCAUCAAAUGCAAGAUGGUUGGGGUCUGGCAACUGAUGGAGAAGUCUUGUUUGGAACUGAUGGGACUUCAACAUUGUAUCUGAUCAACCCUCACACAUUGAAAGUCAUAAGAAAAGAUAUUGUUAAAUAUAAUGGUGAUGAAGUACACAACCUCAACGAACUGGAGUUUGUUGACAGAGAAGUAUGGGCCAAUGUUUGGCAGACAGACUGCAUUGCUAGAAUCUCGCCUGAGGAUGGUACUGUGCUUGGAUGGAUUCUCCUUCAAAAUUUAAGGGAAAAAUUGGUAGCAGCUGGGAAUUAUGGUGUUGAUGUUUUGAAUGGCAUAGCCUGGGAUAGCGAGGAAAAGCGUGUUUUUGUAACUGGAAAACUUUGGCCAAAGCUUUAUGAGAUCAAGUUGCAUCAAGCAAAGAAACGAUUUAAAAGUGGAGUUAUUGAGCAGCUGUGCUUGCGGAUGCCAUUCCAUUUUGCAAAGCCAUAGACAAACGCACCCGUGAAGAUCUUCACAUGCUACGUUGGGAGGCUGGGCCUGGGGUGAUGCUCUUCUUAAAGACCCCUGCAGUUUUGAAUUGAUAUAAAGGCAUCCCUCUUAUAAAUUUGGUCAAAGCACAGUUCAUUGGGGAAUAUUGCUUUACUGUUGUAAUAGAACGGUUCAUGUAGCAAGGAUUUGGAUCCAAGUUU
Juglans microcarpa x Juglans regia is the source of this 1269-nucleotide messenger RNA. Its product is annotated as glutaminyl-peptide cyclotransferase. Bases 83 to 1069 code for a protein of 328 amino acids. Gene Ontology annotation, molecular function: glutaminyl-peptide cyclotransferase activity. The transcript is spliced from 11 exons. The record is from RefSeq and is a predicted model, not a curated record. Lineage: Eukaryota; Viridiplantae; Streptophyta; Magnoliopsida; Fagales; Juglandaceae.